This is a messenger RNA of Phragmites australis (common reed), 1360 nucleotides long. RefSeq names its product trihelix transcription factor ASR3-like. Lineage: Eukaryota; Viridiplantae; Streptophyta; Magnoliopsida; Poales; Poaceae. The transcript is spliced from 3 exons. The record is from RefSeq and is a predicted model, not a curated record. The coding region runs from base 170 to 1162 and encodes 330 amino acids.
UUUCUCAUCUCUCGUAUCCUAAAAUCCAAACGAAGGCUAAGAGUUUAGGGGCACACCCUUCUUCUCCCUCCUGCCCUGCCUCUCGGUUGCUUGCUACUGCUGCAGCACCGCCUCACGCCGUCAAGGCAGGUUCUUGGAGCCAAGAAGGGCUCAACGUGGGAGGGGCGGCAUGUCUAACGCUGGCGGCGGGACCGGGCGCGGGCCGCGGCUGCCGCGGUGGACGCGGCAGGAGAUACUGGUGCUCAUCGAGGGGAAGCGGGUGGUGGAGAGGAGCGGGCGCGGGCGGGGCAGGGGAGGAGGAAGCGAAGGCGGCGCGGCGGCGGAGCCGACCAAGUGGGCGGCGGUGGCGGAGUACUGCCGGAGGCACGGCGUGGACCGCGGGCCCGUGCAGUGCCGGAAGCGGUGGAGCAACCUCGCCGGAGACUACAAGAAGAUCAAGGAGUGGGAGCGCAGCUGCGGCUCAGUGCCAGGGAAAGAGAUGUCGUUCUGGGCCAUGCGCAACAACGCGCGCCGGGAGAGGCGGCUCCCGGGGUUCUUCGACCGGGAGGUGUACGACAUACUCGAGGGGCGCGGCGCCGGCUGCCGUGGCACCAGCGGUAAUGGGGCGGCGGCGCGCCUGGACUUGGAGCACGUGGAGGGAAAGGAGAAGGAGAAGACGGUGAUCGACAGUGGCCGCGGGGCCGCGGCCGGCGAGUGCGGGCUGUUCUCGUCGUCUGAGGAGGGGGAUGACGACGAAGACGAAGCGGCCACGCCAGGUCCGACGCCGACGCUGCCGCCGGCUCCGGCUCCGGCUCCGGCUCCUGCUGUGGUGGCUGUGCCCAUCUCCGAGAAGAAGACUGAAGUGCCCAGGCAGGAGAGCUCUGAGCAAGCAGGCACAUCGAAAGGCAAGCAGCCAAAGCAAACUACGGAGGACUCACCAGUGCAGGGUGGACAGAAGAGACAACGCAGCAGUGACGACACUUCUGGAGGAACCACUGCUGACCUGCAGGGCCAGUUAAUCGAGAUCCUAGACAGGAGCAGCCAUAUGGUGGCGGCACAGCUGGAGGCGCAGAACAUCAACAGCCAACUGGACAGGGAGCAGAGGAAGGACCAAGUGAGCAGCUUGCUUGGUGUGCUUGGCAAGGUGGCUGAUGCCCUCUACAGAAUAGCUGAUAAGCUGUAGUCACCAAGCCCACAACUGUAUGUCUCGAGCACAGUAAAUAAUUGCUGCAAAAACAGAAAAAAAAACAAGAGAAUGGAAAAGCAUUCCAUUUAUGAGAAUGUACAGAUUGUUUUUUCCCGUGGGAUCUGUAUGUGUACCCCAUGGCUCCAAAAUUAUGUAUUCUGCUGACUCUGGGAUCUGCAGAAGAAAGGAAGUGUA